UGUGUACUUAUGGCCAUGAGAAACACACCAUGUCAGUCCACCAGUUACUCUCCUCACUAUCUCCUCUUUGGCAGAGAAAUGCAUCUGCCAUUUGAUAUAUCAUUACUGCCAAAACCAUCACUUGGUAAAGAUGCAGAAUCCCACCUGAGGCAUCUCCUUGAGAACCUCAAAGUUGCAAAAGCAAUUGCCCGUGAAAACAUGGAAACAAGUCAAGAAAUUAACAAGGCGUAUCAACAUCCUAAAUCACAAGAGCCAAACUUUUCUCUUGGCCAGCAAGUGUUCUUACACAAUCCUGCUGUGACAAAAGGUCUGUCGCCUAAACUUACCCAACCGUGGAAAGGUCCAUACUACAUCUCAGCCAUUGGACCUAAUCACACCUUCAAACUUCAUAGAUGUUCUGAUAACAUGGAACAUAAAUCAAUGGUACAUGCUAAUCGGCUUAAACCAGUCAUUUUGAGACUAAAUGACGGGCCACAGCAACCACUAUCGGACGCCCUAAGUCGGGCGGACUUAUCAAAUGCCUCAAACCAGUCAGGCACCAACCUCAACGAACCAUCAACCACUGAGCCGGGCCGUGCACUCCCUACAUCGGACGAUACAGCACUGGACCCCACAGGCUCUGAUAUCAGCAGGUAUGCAACUGGGGCAACUCUUUGUAGGGCUUCUGCUCUACAUCACAGCAGUUUCUUCAACGAAGCCAAUCCAGCGACUGAAUUAUGGAGUUGUUUUUCAGCCCCAUCUUCCAGUACACUUUUCCACGGAAAACUGGUUACAUACUUACCAGAUUAACAUUCCCCGGAAACCAACACUUCCACAGAUGCAGGGAUGUCAUACUGGGAAUGCAACCUGUGCACUGAUCCGACAAAUUCAGACACAC
Molecule: messenger RNA, 877 nt
Organism: Haliotis rufescens (red abalone)
Lineage: Eukaryota; Metazoa; Mollusca; Gastropoda; Lepetellida; Haliotidae
Exons: 2
Coding region: 10-789 (259 amino acids)
Source: RefSeq, a predicted model, not a curated record